AUGAGGACUUCAAUUCUCGCUCUCGUCAACCUGAGUCUCGUGACUUUGACCGUCGCUCAGAACUCCAGUUCCAACGCCACCGAUUGUGUUUCUUCCUACCAACUUUGUUUAGAUAAUGGCGGAGCUGAUAAUACAUGCCAAUCUGCUAACGCAAAGUGCAAAAAUGUAUGUUCCGAUAGCUAUGGAACUUGUCUUUCGUCCUCCGAUAAAUCGACAUCGGCGAACUCGGCUGGAAGGGACUGCGCAUCUCUGUUUUCCGCCUGUCACGAUGCUGGAAAGGCAGACAAUACUUGCAAUAGUUAUGCAGCACAAUGCAAGGACAAAUGUAGUACGAUUUAUUCCACAGCCCUCACCAGUGGAUCUCCAGACUCGUCGGCAGCCAGCACACAAUACAACAACUGUCUAGAUUCGUUCAGCGUCUUUUCCACAAGGGAAUCCUCCUCUGGUCUCGAUUGUGUCUCCCAUUUUUCGUCCUGCAGAGCGAAUGGUACCGACGAUAAUACGUGCAAUUCUUAUACCGCUCAGUGUAAAGACAAAUGUAGUGUCGUCUACGGGGUUUGUUUGAGCAGCGGGUCCGCUGAUGACUCGCUAUGCAUGAAUCAGUAUAACAAUUGCUUAGAUUCCUUCACGCCCUCGACCUCAUUGGAUUGCGUCAGUAGUUUUACAAAAUGUCGAAAUGACGGCGGCGAAGCCAAUACCUGUGCGUCUUUAUCAGCGACAUGUAAGAAUGAUGCGUCAAUCAAUUACUCGACCUGUUUAUCGAGCGGAGAUUCCGAUGAAUCAGCGUGCCUUGAACAAUACGAUUCAGCCCUCGUCCAAUUCAACACCCCAACUUUGCAGGAUAAUACCGACUGUGUCACGAGGUUCACUGGAUGUGAAAAUGACGGAAAGAAAGACAGCCUUUGUCAAAGCGACAACGCCCAGUGUAAAACUGAUUGUUCUACUUCCUAUUCCACAUGUUUAAGUAGUGGAGAUUCAGCACUUUCGGCACCUUGUCUUGAACAGUACAACUUCUGUCUCGUGACCUUCGCCUGGAACACCAACACUACGACCACUGGGCAAGAUUGUGUGUCUAAGUAUAUGUCUUCUACCGGAGAAAAUAAUUCACGCAAUGCCGAGGCGGCACAAUGCAAGUCUGCAUGUUCAACUUCUUAUUCGACAUGCUUAAGUAGUGGCGACGAAUCUCUCGAGGCGCCUUGCCUUGCGCAGUACAACUUCUGCCUUGUUGAUUUCAAAGCCACUACCACGACCACCGAUUGUGCCUCCACCUACCUCACAUGCGAUGGUGCAGAGAACACCUGUGCCGCUGGGGUAGCCAGCUGUAAGAACACAUGCUCAGUUUCCCUCGAUAUCUGUCAAAGUUCGGGAGAUUCAGCUCUCACGGCAUCAUGUCAAAAACAUUAUCAAUCCUGCCUUGUUUCGUUCAAAUCUGCUACAGCUGCUAUUGGAGAAGAUUGUGUAGCUUCUUUCACUUCUUGCAGAGAUGCUGGUGGGGAAGAUAAUACGUGUUCUUCGGAAAUCGCCAGUUGCAAGAAUAAGUGCAGCUCAGUUUACGACAUCACCUCGACAUCAGGCGAUAAUUCCACCAUCGCAGCAUCGCAAGCACUCCGUCUCUACGACAACUGCCUCGUAUCAUUCUCCGUGAACGAAACCACCACCACGGGUCAAGACUGCGCCUCCAAAUACUACGCCUGCGACCUCUCUGGCCUCUCAGCAUCCAAUUCCUGCAACAGCGAUUACGCAACCUGCAAAAAUGAUUGCGGCGUCAUUCUUGACGCCUGCCGAAGUUCCGGAGAUGAUAGUUUGGUCAGUAUGUGUGAUAGUAUGUACAACGGAUGUUUGGAUCCGGUGUUGAGCAGCAAUAUCACAACUAAUGCGACGGUGCAAAUUAAUGCCACUUCGACUUAUAUCCUCCCUACCAAAUCUGCCUUUUUCAAUUUGACAGGCGCAUAUUCUACUAUCGUAAGUCAGGUUUUGGCUUCGAGUACCGCCGCUGCUGCUUCGGGUCAUAUAAGUGCGCGUCCGGCAGUAUCUAGCAAUAGCAAUAGUACUGGAUACUAUGCCCAAGCGACUUCGAUUUCGACUUUGACUUCAUUCUCCAAAGCAGCACUUGUAACGGGCACUGCUGGCUCCUCGCUACCAAUUGUUACUGCUUCCGCUAGCUAUGCGUUUACUAAUUCUACAUUGAGCGCUGCUAUUGUUAUUCCUACGGUUACUGUUUCUGUUUCUGGCUCGGAUUCGGUUGAGAGUUUGAGUCCGGGUGGUGUGGUGAAGGCGGUUGUGGAUGCUGAUGCUGAUGAUGAUGCGUGUGAGACGUAG
Messenger RNA from Sclerotinia borealis F-4128, 2319 nucleotides. The record is from the annotation of a GenBank genome assembly. Lineage: Eukaryota; Fungi; Ascomycota; Leotiomycetes; Helotiales; Sclerotiniaceae.